AUGGUUAGCCAACCCUUCCUUUGUGGAGUUUGAAAGAGCACUGUUUCUGUACUUUCGGAUGUCUUUUUGAAUUCAUACACUGUUAAAUUAUUGCAAUUCAAGAAUUAUUGGAAAAAUUCAGGCAGAUUAGACUAUGAAGAGGCCUGGGGCUGGGGCUAUGGAGAUAUGGAAAUUAUCGUUAAAGGACUUAAAAUGAAAGCAUUUAAUCCUGACUAUUUCUGUGAAAUUACUGUCCCUAUUUGCCACCAAGAAACUUUUAGAAAAUUAACAAGAGAAGGAUAUGCUGAUAGAAUUUUGGCUAAUAAGCCAGAAAUCAUUAAGAAUAAUGAUUUCAUAGAUAAUUUGUAUGAAGAUAUUAAGACUUCUCAAGAUAACGGUGAGAACAGAGAGACCAUCACUGUUCAUCAUUUCUCUGAUUUCCACUGGGAUUUGGAAUAUCUUGAGGGAGAAAGCAAUUCUUGUUCAAAAUUAGUCUGAUGUAGGCCUAAUCUCAAACCAACUCCAAGUGGAGAUGAAGAAAAGGCUGGAAAAUGGGGUGAUUAUCAUUGUGACACUAACCCGAAAAUGACUGAGAAAUUGACUUCUGCUCUGAAAAAUUUGAAAAAGCCUGAGUUUACAAUUUGGACUGGGGACAAUACAGACCAUGGGAUUUACAACAGUAGUAAACUUUCGACUAAGGCUACAAUUGAGAUUACAAAGUAUUUACAGAAAACCUUCCCUGAUAGCGUUAUUUUCGGGAUUCAUGGAAAUCACGAGAUGGGACCAACAAGUAAUCAAAACUUCACAGAAGGAUCUGAGUUAGCAAUGAAACUUCUUGCUGAAAGCUGGAAGGACUGGAUGUCUCCAGAAGCUUAUGAGGAAUACAGAGACAAGAGCUUUUACUCUAUGUUGAUUUCAGAGCAUCCAAAAGUUUCAAAAUCUAUAAAGGAAAAGUUUAAGAACGUGAGAGUUAUUGGUUACAAUUCUCAAAACUGUGACUUCUAUAAUCGUUAUAUUCUUGGAACUCUCGGAGACGCCUUGGAUCAAUUUAAUUGGCUGGAGAAUUUGCUACAGGAGAUGGAGAGGAAGAAUGAAAUUGGUAUCUUUUUCUCCCAUAUCUCACCUGGAAUGGAUGCCUGCUUUAGUGAAGUCUCUGCUAGGAUUCAGGUGUUGAUGGACAGAUAUCAACAUGUGCUCCGUCUUAAUCUAUUCGGACAUACUCAUAAAGAAGAGUUUGAGGUUGUUAGAGCUAUCAAAGAUAAGAAGCCAAUCGGAGUUAACCACUUAGCACCAUCGAUUACAACAAUUAAUACCCAGAAUCCUUCUUUCAGAGUCUUUACUCUGGAUGCUGAAACAUUAGUGCCUGUCUCAAUAGACACCUACACUCUUGACCUAGAAAAAGCUAAUAAGGAUGACAAAUUUGCUGUAUUUGAGAAGAACCAUGAAGUGACUGAGACCUACGGAAUGAAGGAUCUAAGCCCAUCUUCUUUCUAUGAAUUAGCUCUAAAGUUUAAAGACAACGAAGAUCUUGCGUUAAAGUUCCAGAUCAACAGACAUGCUGGAUCUCCUGCAUAUCCUGCUGAGAAAGGAUGUGAUGAGACUUGUAGAAGAAGACUUUCAUGUAUUACUUCCAACUCUGUCUACUCCGAUGUUAGAAAAUGCUACAAUUGGAGUGAUAUUUCUGGGAGUUUCGAGAGAAGGAGCUACCUCUUUGAUUUCCUAUAUGGAUAUUGGGUAGAAGAAAUUUAA
Messenger RNA from Moneuplotes crassus, 1728 nucleotides. NCBI's taxonomy places the organism in Eukaryota, Ciliophora, Spirotrichea, Euplotida, Euplotidae. The record is from the annotation of a GenBank genome assembly.